Molecule: messenger RNA, 1808 nt
Organism: Carlito syrichta (Philippine tarsier)
Lineage: Eukaryota; Metazoa; Chordata; Mammalia; Primates; Tarsiidae
Gene: TINAG
Product: tubulointerstitial nephritis antigen
Exons: 11
Coding region: 147-1577 (476 amino acids)
Biological process (GO): proteolysis
Cellular component (GO): lysosome
Molecular function (GO): cysteine-type peptidase activity
Source: RefSeq, a predicted model, not a curated record
GAAGUACACUUGGUUCUAGUAAAGGAUCAGUUUCAGGUUCAGACUGAGAUGUCUUGAUGAUUAGAAUUCAGUCACCAAGAAGAAACCCCCAAGGCCAAGGGUAUUGGAUAUAACAUAAAGUGGAAGCUGUACCUGACCUCCAGAGAAUGUGGACUGGAUAUCAGAUCUUAAUCUUCUCUUAUCUUACUACAGAAAUUUGGAUGGAGAAGCAGUAUUUUCCUCAAAGAGAAGUGGAGCGAGGAGCUUAUUUCACUAGGAAUCACACCAUUUUGGAAGGUACUCGAUUCAAAAGAGCCAUUUUCCAAGGGCAAUACUGUAGAAAUUUUGGUUGUUGUGAAGACAGAGAUGAUGGCUGUGUCACUCAGUUCUAUGAGAUGAAUGCAGUGUGUUACUGUGAUAAAUUCUGUGAAAGGGAAAAUUCUGAUUGCUGUCCUGAUUACAAGUCCUUUUGCCGCGAAGAGAAAGAAUGGCCUCCUCACACCCCUCCUUGGUAUCCAAAAGGUUGCUUCAGAGAUGGUCAACAUUAUGAAGAAGGAUAUAUUAUUAAAGAAAACUGCAACUCCUGCACAUGCUCAGGACAACAAUGGAAAUGCUCCCAGCAUGUAUGCCUUGUUUGUCCAGAAUUAAUUGAUCACAUCAAUAAAGGAGACUAUGGAUGGACAGCACAAAACUACAGUCAGUUCUGGGGAAUGACUUUAGAAGAUGGUUUUAAGUUUCGCCUUGGCACCUUACCACCUAGCCCCAAGCUCCUGAGCAUGAAUGAAGUGACAGCUUCUUUACCUGCAGCAACAGAUCUUCCAGAAUUUUUUGUUGCAUCUUAUAAGUGGCCUGGAUGGACUCAUGGUCCACUGGAUCAAAAAAACUGUGCUGCAUCAUGGGCAUUUUCCACUGCAAGUGUGGCUGCUGACCGAAUAGCAAUUCAGUCUGAGGGCAGAUACACAGCCAAUUUGUCUCCUCAGAAUUUGAUUUCUUGCUGUGCCAAAAACCAUCAUGGAUGCAACAGCGGAAGCAUCGAUAGGGCAUGGUGGUACCUGAGAAAACGUGGACUUGUAUCCCAUGCGUGCUAUCCACUUUUCAAGGAUCAAAAUGCUGCCCACAGUGGAUGCGCCAUGACAAGUAGGUCUGAUGGGCGGGGAAAACGGCAUGCCACAAAGCCAUGUCCCAACAACAUAGAGAAGUCUAACAGGAUCUAUCAGUGUUCUCCUCCAUAUAGAGUCUCUUCCAAUGAAACUGAGAUAAUGAAAGAAAUUAUGCAAAAUGGACCAGUUCAAGCCAUAAUGCAAGUCCAUGAGGAUUUCUUCCAUUAUAAGUCAGGGAUAUAUAGACAUGUUACCAGCACAAAUAAAGAAUCAGAAAAAUAUCAAAAGCUUCGGACACAUGCAGUCAAACUCACUGGAUGGGGCACACUGAGAGGAGCACAGGGGCGGAGAGAAAAAUUUUGGAUUGCUGCCAAUUCCUGGGGAAAGUCAUGGGGAGAGAAUGGCUAUUUCAGGAUUCUUCGAGGAGUAAAUGAGUCUGACAUUGAAAAGUUGAUUAUCGCAGCUUGGGGCCAACUGACAAGUUCAGAUGAACCAUAACAUAUCAUUAAAUUUCCAUAAAGCCAUGCAUUUAAGAAAUCCCUUCAGUUGAUGUUUAGCAAUGUGAGGUCCUCUGUGACAGUGAAAUCUUUGUCUCUUCACCUUAUUAAUAUAAUGCACCUGUUUUCUUGUUUUAUCCACCAGGCUCCUUGCUUCUACUUCCAUUAUAUUCUGUCUUAAGUAUAUGAAAACACUAAUAAAGGACAGUAGAAUGGUUAAAUGCCUUUAAAA